AUGAACGACCCUGGUGAGAGUCCGCAGGGUGGUAGCGCCACGAUACUGCUCAUAAUGAUCCAAGUGGCAUCCCGAGCACUUACAUUCAUCGGCAACCAGUUCCUACUACGCUUCCUGUCGCCUUCACUUCUCGGAAUCUCCGUCCAAGUCGAGCUCGUCUCUGUGACUAGCCUCUAUUUCGCUCGCGAGAGUCUUCGAGUGGCACUACAGAGACAGCCUGCAACCACAUCGUUUUCGAAUACCACCACCACCACCAACGGCCAGGCUCAAGGAGGACGAGCAACGCAGACGGUCGUCAAUCUCGCGUACCUUGCUGUCCUGCUGGGCUUCAUCAUCUCGACAGCUUUUGGCUACUCGUAUCUACGCGGAGCACCUUCAGAGGUCCUCGACAGUCCAUACUUCAUCAUCUCAUUUCAAGUCUAUGCUUUCGCAACGCUGACCGAGCUGCUCGCGGAACCUGCGUUCGUGGUGAUCCAGCAGAAAGCGCUGUACGCCGACCGCGCUCGUGCAGAGACGCUCGCCGCCACGGCACGUUGUUUGGCUGCAUGCAUUACGGCCGUCGUAGCUCACGGGGAACAGCUCGCGCCGUCGAUCUUGCCAUUCGCCGCGGGUCAGUCGGCAUAUGCAUUUGUUUUGUUGGCAUUGUACUUCCUGCCCGUGAUACGGAUCUCGAGAAGUGAGAAGUUCAGCCUCGCCCCACGCAAGAUCGUCGAAACUUCUUCAGGAGGACCAACGAGACCUGGCAAUGAAGGUGUUGACAGAUACUAUGCACGGCGAUUCCACAAGGCCAUCCUAGGUCUAGCCGCGACCAUGUACAUGCAGUCCAUCUUCAAACUCCUACUCACGCAAGGAGAUACCCUGAUAAUGUCGUUUCUCUCCUCUCUCGCCGACCAGGGGGCGUUCGCUCUGGCCUCGAACUAUGGAGGGUUACUGGCCCGUCUGGUCUUCCAGCCCGUGGAAGAGAGUAGUCGGAAUACAUUUGGACGAUUACUUUCGUCGCCCAGCACCUCAAGUAAUACGAUCUCCUCGAGCAAGUCGGGUUCUAGCUCCGCCUUGGACGACGACUCGAGAAAAGCCAACAUCCGAGAAGCACUCGCCUACCUAUCCAAGACACUACGCUUCUACACCAUCCUAGCCCUUCCUCUGGUCAGUAUCGCUCCACACGUCCUCCCUUUGGUCGUCGGCCAUAUCGUCGGGGCAAAAUGGUCCAGCACGUCCACGGCGUCGUUGCUCUCGACCUAUUGUUACUAUAUCCCUCUCAUGGCGGUGAAUGGCAUCCUGGACGCAUUUGUCACAUCUGUGGCCAGUCCGGCACAACUGCGCACCCAGUCCGCGUGGAUGCUGCUCUUCACUGGCCUCUACGGGGUCGCGGCGUGGACGAUGCUGAAGCGUCUCGACCUCGGUGCCGCGGGCCUGGUGGGCGCCAACAUGGUCAACAUGGCGCUGAGGAUCGUGUGGAGCAUCGUCUUUGUGCGGCAAUGGGUGCAAGAGCAUGACACUGCCGGCAGCGACAGCAGACUAGUGAGAACGACGGUCAGGGAGGGCCUGCCAGCGUCGGCUUCCGUUGCAGUCGCCGGGCUUGUCGCCCUGACACUCAAAGUCCACCCAGCAACCGGAGGAAGAAAUGGAAAACUUGAUCUGCUGAAUCGAGAGCCUCUCGGUUUACUCGGUGCAGGGACUGUCAUACUGGGAUCGACUAUGUGA
Exophiala oligosperma is the source of this 1704-nucleotide messenger RNA. RefSeq lists its product as uncharacterized. The record is from RefSeq and is a predicted model, not a curated record. The transcript has a single exon. Lineage: Eukaryota; Fungi; Ascomycota; Eurotiomycetes; Chaetothyriales; Herpotrichiellaceae. Gene Ontology annotation, cellular component: endoplasmic reticulum membrane. The coding region runs from base 1 to 1704 and encodes 567 amino acids. Gene Ontology annotation, biological process: dolichol-linked oligosaccharide biosynthetic process; glycolipid translocation.